Messenger RNA from Lepisosteus oculatus (spotted gar), 2682 nucleotides. RefSeq names its product rab15 effector protein. Lineage: Eukaryota; Metazoa; Chordata; Actinopteri; Semionotiformes; Lepisosteidae. Gene Ontology annotation, biological process: receptor recycling. The record is from RefSeq and is a predicted model, not a curated record.
UCGCCUUUCAUUGUGUGUCUCUUCAAGGCAUUUACAAUAGUCAUGAGAGACAAGUAUCCACAAAUAGGGUAAAUUAUGAGCUAGUUCUAACUUUUAAAGUGCCGUUUUGCAAGAGCUGAUAAGAGCUGUAAGUUAUCCUAUAGCCAUGAAGACUCAGUGCUUUUCAUCCUGCUGCUUCAAGGCUGGGAUGAUCCUUAGCUGAAAGGAUCUGAAAGAAGGUCCAAGUACAAGGAGCAUCAACAGCAGGCAGGUGUGAAGUGAGUUAAAGGGGAAAUGCAGUGCUAUUUCUAUAUUCUGGAAGUUAGAAUCAGCAUUGAGUACAUGUCAAACCACAAUCAAAGGGAGAUGCACAAAGUAACUUGUAAAACCUCCAAAUUACUGUACAUCACAAAAUAGACCAUUUCCAGGUAUGUGCAGAGCUGUGUUCUGCGAAUAUGUCUCUAAAUUAAAUAGAAAUACUGCUCUCAAUAAGUAUGUGUCGGCCUAAAACCCACCUACUUGUUAACUCGGCAUGCAGAUCGUGUUGGAACAUUUCUGCGGUGAAAUGCCUGCUGCACACUGGUCAUUACAAUGACUACUGAGCAGGAAGGGCUGCUUCAUGUCAGUUUGUGAGAACUCCCACUCUUGCCUGUGGAGAGACCCAGGUGUUUGCAACAUGACGACUUAGUUCUUUCAAAAAGUUCGUUUUUUGUUUUUAAUUUUGAAAUGUGUACAUUUUUGCUAUACCAUCAAUCCAUUUAUUUUGUUAGCGAGACUGAGAAAAACUGAGAUAUUGAGAUGUCAGUUUCCCUUUAAGUCGGGAGUCAGUGCUCAAAGCCUUAAAGAUGAGCAGAAGCAUUUUGAAGUUCUGGGAUCAGCAGAAAACCAGUGCAAGGAAGCUAAAACAAAUCUAAAAUGCAGAAGCAUAGUUUUGAUUAAAAUCUGAACUGCUAAGGUAUGAACAUACUGCAAUUUAGUGUUUGCAUCCAGCAAACUGCAUCAAGUCUGGAAAAGACAAAAACAUGCGGUAAUAGAUUGCAAGAGAUCCAAAAAUUACCCCUUCACAGAUGAUAAAGACUUUCUCAACGUUAUGAACAUGAGCUCUAGAUGCAGGACAUUUGAAUAUUCAAAUUAAUAUUCUUUUAAAAUGGUCACAUCCUCCACCUCGGAUUCACAAAGAGAAUACGGAACCUUAUCUUUUUUCCUCACAAAUGUAUUUGAACAUACGGAUGCGUUGUAGUGGAUAUAGAAUGCUUCUGAAGGAACAAGAUGGGAUGCAAUUAGAAAUGAAGUGUCAAGUUUGAAUGCAAGCAGAAUCUUAACUGAAAUGGUCAAGGACAGUAAGUGGAGGAGGAAAAACUCAAGAUUCAAACCCCUUUUAAAAAUUAAUUGUCUGGUAGUUUGAAAUGCCUGACAGGAAUAUUAUUGCUGUAUUAAGAUGCAUUAGUGAGAGUGCCCCUGCUCACCCACCUAUAUAAAUGAGUGCACAACAUUGUAGCGUAUGUGAACCAGUAAAUUCCUUUGGGCAUUUAAUUUGCUAAUGUCUUCAUCAUAUUCUUAGGUAAAAAAAUUGAAACUCUCCUUUGCUCAUACAUUCCCUGCCAGACUGUGAAGGUAGACUUUAGCCAGCAGGAACCACAGGCUCCACCCUACAGCUUAAAGGUGAGGAAUCGGGUUUCACUGCUCAUUAGCUGAAGGUCUGCACAGCAUAAUUCAUUGUGCUCAUUUUUCUUCCCAGAACAACUCGGAAAACACUUUUCCUGGCUCAUGCAAGGGAAUGGAGAUGCAGAGGAAGAAGGAGCUGUGCUGAUUUAACUGCAGUUGCAGCGUGAUCGAUUUCAUACAUGGGGCAGACAAAGUCGCAGGAGCCUGCUCCAGACUCCAAGCCUGACAUUCUGGGGGAUGUUUUUUGCCAGGGCAUCGUUCAUGCUUCCCAGAAGCUGAAGGAGUACCUCGGGUUCGAGGACCCGCAGAACAGGCUGCAGCCCAGCACGGACACGCUGAACGAGAUCUUCCUCGUCAGCUUCAUCUCGUACUGCGCGGAGAAGGGCGUGGAGGAGCACAUCACCACCAGCACGAUGACCAAGCAACAGCGUCUGCUCUUUGGUGUGGACUGGAUCUGGACCAUUCUUGGGCCGGACAAGAAUGUGAAGAUCCAGUUCCCGGUCCAGACGUCACAGAUGUCUGAUCAAGCACUGAGAAGCCAGAUGCGGGACCCAGAGAAGUGCUAUGGGAAUAUAAAAGAGAUCACACUGGCAGACGCUCUGUACACAAAUAAGAGCAACUACGAAAAGCUGGAGGAGUUCUGUUCGCUGGUGGGUAGGGACUGCGUGGGGAUGUUUAUAGUAUUUGGAGUGCCAGGGAAACCAAAGGACAUUAGAGGAGCUCUGCUGGACAGUGUUAAGAAUAGCAGGAAUAAAAAUUCCCCUCCGGGGGAUGUGAUGGUUAAGGAUUUCUUUCUAAAUACAGAUGAAUUUCUCUCCACCCGUGAGAUGCUGGAACGUUGCUGUAAGAAGAAAAACAGUCUCAAGGACCUGGGCAAUGUUUACAUCAAUUUUCUCUAGUGAAAUUCUCAUGUCCACUGCAUGGGUUAACCGUUUUAUUACCGAAAUGCAAAGCAGCUUAAGGUAAUGCUUAAUUUGAAUUAGUUUUCUUCAACAAUAUUAUAUUAUUGGAAUAUAAUAAUAUAAUAUUGGAAAAGCA